AUAAAGACGUAAAAUGAAGAAUAAUUGAUGACAAAGUUGUUUAUUUCGUAAUUUUUGCAAUGAAUUUAGUGCACUCUGAUUCUGGUAUCGUCACCAGCUUAAGAUUCAACCAGGAUAAUGGCUGUUUUUCUUGUUCUAUGGACAAUGGUUUGCGAAUAUACAAUGUGGAACCACUUCGUGAGAAAACGCAUUUAGAUGCAUCUGUUGUAGGGAGCGUUGGUAUAUGUGAAAUGCUGUAUCGUACCAAUUUACUUGCUAUUGUUGGCGGUGGGAGGAAACAAAAAUUUGCAGAAAAUGCAGUACUAUUAUGGGAUGAUCUUGCUCAAAAAUUUGUGGCUGAAUUUACAUUUUCUUCUCCUGUUUUGUCUUUGAGGAUGAGGAGAGACAGGUUAUUUGUUGCCCAAAGAACACAGAUACAUGUGUUCUGCUUUCCAAAUAAUCCUGCUAAAUUGUUUACAUUUGACACAGGUGUUAAUCCACGAGGUCUGUGUGAAGUCAGUCCAUUUCCUAGCUCAGAAAGGCAGCUGCUUGUAUUCCCAGGUCACAUUUCAGGGAGUAUACAAAUAGUGGACUUGGCUAAAAUUCAUCCUGGCAGCUCAGCCACACCAAUCACGCUUAACGCCCAUACUUCAGAUGUCGCUUACAUUGCAAUAAACCAUCAAGGAACUUUAGUUGCUACAGCCUCUGUGAAGGGUACUUUGAUAAGAGUAUUUGACACAUACAGAAAGCUUCUUUUGAUUGAAUUACGUAGAGGUUAUGAUCCUGCAUCAGUAUAUUGCAUAAAUUUUAGCAGUGAUUCAGAUUUUCUGUGUGCAUGUAGCGACAAAGGAACUAUCCAUAUAUUUGCUCUGAAAGAUUUUCAUCUCAACAAAAGAUUAGCGUUCCCAGCUUCCAAACUAAUAGGAUCUUAUGGAGAGUCUCAGUGGGCAUUUGCUAAAAUAAAUGUGACUCAAGAUAGCAGAUGUAUUUGUGCCUUCGGAUCUAAUUCCUCUGUUUAUGUUGUUUGUGUUGAUGGGACUUUUCAUAAAUAUGUGUACACAAAUGACAGAAGCUGCAACCGGGAAUCUUAUGAUGUUUUCCUUAAUUUGUGUGACAACAGUGAUUUUUAAAACUUGUCAUAUUCUUAUAAUGUGAUAUUUAAUUUUCAAAGGUUUGAAGAUAUAUUUUUGAUGAAUAAAUACUACAGUUUGUGAAACCCUGAAAACCAAACUAUGUAUCAAUUUUUAAAUCUAGACAUAAACUUAUUUAUAUUUAUGAUUUAUUUGAAAUAGGCUAUGUGUUUCUGUGCCAUAAGGUUUUAAUUACGAUUUUGUAUAACCAAAUGUUUUUAAAAUGCUUUGUCUUUUACAAAAUUUCUUUUGUGUGUUAUCCUUAUUGAUUUUCUAAAAUAUUUUUAUCUUGCUUAAAUUAUUUUGAGUGUGUCUAAUUAGUUAUAAAUGUUUGUGUUUGUUUGUCUUUUUUUUUUUCAAUGUGUAAUAUAUUAUGAACUUUAUAAACUUACAAUGAAAAAGUCUUAUUUUGGUGCUAGAUCUUUUGCUUUGAAUAAACUCAAUUUAACUUAGUUCAAUGUAGAUUUUAACUGGUAAAGAUAUUUUCAUACUCUUGCAUCUCAAUAAGUUUGGUAAACUCAACAACAAACGCUCUGGGACCACGAAAAUCCUUUGUUUUGGAUGGAAUUCAUUUCAAUUAAAUUUCCAUAUUGCUGUGUACAGUGUGUAAAUAAAAUUGUGUCUUUGUCAAAACUAUAGCUAAGUUCCUGAUAAAGUGUAUAGGUACUAGAACUCUCUUAACUGUCUUUAAAGCUUAUGGUUAAAUGAAUAUAAAAGCAACAAUUUGUUCAACACAGUCUUUUUGUUUCUGAAAUUGAAUGUUUAGACAAUUGGAAACUUCUCAUCAUAAAUAUAGCUAAAAGUUGAAUGAAUAGAAAAAGUAAUAUUUCAUUCAAUGCUAUCUUUUUGUUUUGAAAUAAAAUGUUUAGGAAAUUGGAAGCUUUUUUUCAUAAACCUUUGUAAUGCGAAUACGUGCAGAAGUUGGUAACCUUUAAAUUUCAAGCAAAAUAUACUUUUUGAUUCUUCUCUUAAUCUCAUCAAAAAGUAGGGAAAAUUUUUUAUUGUUCUUAUUUUUGAACUACGGUUCAUUACAGUAUAUUUUAGAUACAUCCCCCCCCCCCCCCCAAAUCUAAUGCACGUUGAGGAAGUGAAAACUCAAUGCUAUUUUGCUUCUCGACUUUGAUUCCAAAUAUUUUAGCUUAUGUUGCUUCAGAAACAAGGAAAAUUAUCCGCUAAGCUUUUCGUGUUUAUAAAUUGUUCAAAAAAGACUUUUUCAAUACUUCUCUCUCCAAAAUUCAUAAGUAUUUGUUCUGUGCUAAUUGCAAAAAUAACAGAAAAGUUGUUUAUGUUUAUGCAUUUGCACAAAUCUCACUCUAUGUGAUGCUUAAAUUGUUGGAUAUGUUGUGCAAAGACAUUUAAACUUUUUGUUUUAAAUUGUACUUAAAAAAGCCAUCAACAUUAUUGAAGGGUCAAGUCUGAAAGGUGUGGCCAUCAAGUAUUUCAAGUAUACAGAGGAAGCUUUUAUGCAACUCAAAUUAUUUAAGAAUUAGGUCAUUUUUUAUUAGUAAACAAGGACACUAUAUUUUUAUCCAUCCAACAUGUAUAUUUUUCUCACCUAGAGGAUACCUUUUUAACUUUUUUGCUGAUGUAAAAGCUAGCUCCACCACUAUGUGGUUAUGAAAAAGCUGAUUGCUGCAUUUCUUUCACAGUUAUGUUAUGUCUUUGAAGUAAUUUGAGACAAGAAAUGUUUUAUUUUGGAUCAUAAAUAUGGUCGAUCAUAUCACAAGUACUGAAAGUGUGUUAUACUGUAAAAACGUUCAAUGAGCUAACUUGAGUCAAAUAUUUUCAAUGUAUUGAAUUUUAAGCCAUUGAUUCCCUCUCCCCACAAGAUUUGGGUUUUUUUUUUUUUUUUUUUUGCCUGAAGUACAUUAAAAUUAUUGCUUCACUUAUUUUCUGCGUAUAUUUAUUUUUUCAUCUAAUUUUUACUUAUAAAAGUAAUAUAGAAAUAUAAUCCAGUUUUUAUCGUAAAUCACAAACUCAGUUUUAUGCUCUUUUAUCCCUAAGUGACAAAUCAUAUUUUUUAACGUAAUUGUUCUGGAAUUUGUUGAUGUUUCUAGGUUUUUUUUUUUUUUGUUUUUUUUGUAUGAUGCAUGAAUUGUUGCAUUUUAAGGUUAAAUAUUUGCAAUACAUUCAGAAAAUUGCUAUCAAGAUUUAAAUUUUAAAAAAAAAUAAAUAAACUGCCUGCAUUUGAAUUUUAAAUUUACAAAACUCCUUUUUGUCAAAAAUUCAUAAAAAAGCAGUCAAGUAGUGUGAUUGUGUGUGUAUAUGUAAAACUGGUUUGCUUCUGUUUUCAGUCUUAUAAGCUCAAGUGUUUUGUGAAACAUCUAGUGCAAUGAAUGUUUUAGAAUACAAUUAUGUUGGCUGAAAAUACUUUAACAAGAAAAAUCACUUGUAUGAUUUUUUAAUUUCAUGCAAUAAAAAGUUACAAUAAGUGUUGCAUAAAUUCUGUUCAAUGCAUUAUAAUUUACUAAAAUGAAUAAUUUAUUUAUUUUAAGUAUGUUUUGUAAUUACCUUAUUUAUUGUUUUAUACAUGAAGAUGAAAAUCAUGUGUAAAUAUUGUAUGUACAUCAGACAAGUCUAGAAAUGUUUGUUGACUGUUGAAAUAUCACAUGUUUUUGCGCACAAGUGUAAAUAUAGAAAGAAAUAUAAUGUUUAUUCAUUGGAAAAAUGCAGUUUAGGUAAAAGUUGAAUGCAAAGGUAAAUUUUUUAAAAGAUUUUGGCAUUUUAUCCAAAAUAAGAAAAGUAAUUUGGCUUCACUUACUAGUCAUUAUUUUUUUUAAUACAGUGAAACCUGUGUAAGUUGACCACUCGGGGUGCAGUACUUUAGUGGUCAACUUAGACAGGUGGUCAACUUACAAAGGGUUUGUUAUAAGGUUCUCAGCCAAAUUUGUUGCAUAUUGGUGGUCAAGAUAGACAGGUGAUCAACUUACAAAGGUGGUCAACUUUACAGGUUUUACUGUAUAUUCAACAUCUUCUAUAACACAAUUUCAAGUUAAUUUAAGUUAAAAGUUUACUAUUUUUUCAGUCUUUUAUGUUAACAGGGUUGCCACACCACAGGGAAACCUGAAGAAGCAGGGAAAAUACAGGGAAUUCAAUAAUCAACAAAAAAACAGGGAAAAUCCAGGGAAUUUUGAAAAUUUCUUCAAAAACCUGGAAAAUGCAGGGAAUUUUUUAAUUGAAGUUGAAAAAUCAGUUUUCAUAUAUAUCAA
Uloborus diversus is the source of this 4318-nucleotide messenger RNA. RefSeq names its product WD repeat domain phosphoinositide-interacting protein 4-like. NCBI's taxonomy places the organism in Eukaryota, Metazoa, Arthropoda, Arachnida, Araneae, Uloboridae. Gene Ontology annotation, molecular function: phosphatidylinositol-3,5-bisphosphate binding; protein binding; phosphatidylinositol-3-phosphate binding. Gene Ontology annotation, biological process: autophagy of mitochondrion; nucleophagy; protein lipidation. The transcript is spliced from 11 exons. Gene Ontology annotation, cellular component: phagophore assembly site membrane; extrinsic component of membrane; cytosol. The coding region runs from base 60 to 1109 and encodes 349 amino acids. The record is from RefSeq and is a predicted model, not a curated record.